AUGGCGUUAAGUAAAGUGUUUACUCCAAGUGACAGAACAAGAUUUGCAAGACUUGCUUUGAUCAUAGUGGAAGAGCUGACGCCUAUUUUACUAGACGUGUUAGAAAAGGAAAUUUCUCCUCGUGUUAUAUUCAAUACAGUCAAAGCAAAUACACCAUUGUUUAAAAUCAUUCGCAAAGAUCAGCUACUUGUCAUCCAGAAUGCACAUACUGAUGGAUACAGAGACUUUGACAUUACAUUGCUUAAUACAUUGAUACGUAAUCUUUGUUCCAAUAUUCCAUCUCCCACACAAGGAUGGGGGAUCACAGAAAUGCCAUCUCAGGGAGAGAUUGUGGGCGAGAAAAAGAGCAAAAUCAUCAAAGAUCAAAUUGAAUUUAAGGAAACAAUUUAUCCAACCUACAUGGACAUUGCCUCUGAUGUACAAAACAGAAUAAGUCAGUUAGAAAAGGAGUAUGGAGAUCUUUCAACAGCUUUAACAAAACAUGGAGAGGACUGGCACAGAAAAAUUGACCAACUUGUCAAGAAACUUAAAGCUGAAGUUGCUGAGAUGAAAAUCACACAGUUAAAAACUCUACAAAAACAUCUGGUUGAAAUGAACAAGAACAUUACUGAAAUCAAGGAUGUAGUCAAUUCAGCUGAAAUAGCUUUAGAUACACAGGACAUUUCAAAACUAUUUGCUGUUAAAUCCAAUUUAGACAGAUAUAGAAAGCUUCCACAAGAGAUUCAUGAAGACAACACAAAAACAUCAGAAGCUGGAUCCUCUUCUCCAGUCAAACACCUGCUUGAUGAACCAGAGACUGUCACCACCAUAGACACUGGGUACAGUGAACUUUACAGUGUGGCUUGUCUGAGUGAUGAAGGAAUCUGGACAAGUGGAGAUGACAACACCAUGAAACUCUUCAGCAUCAAUCAGGGAUCACUACUUAAGUCAAUCACAACCACGUCAGGGACCUGGCCAGAGGACAAAGCAGUGACAAAAAUUAUGGAUCUUGUUUAUACUGAUUACCAUGAUAGAACUGUGAACAUUGUGAAGAAUGAGGAGGUGAUCAAACUACAGAACUGGGGACCUGAUGGUAUCUGUAGUACCUCCUCUGGUGACCUCAUGGUUAUCAUGAUCAGUGAUGAUAACAAACUGUUACAAACAAAAGUUGUCCGUUACUCUGGUUCCACAGAGAAACAGACCAUUCAGUUUGAUGAUCAAACUGAUCCUAAAAAUGACUGUGUCCACAUCAUAGACCAGGAUGAACAGUUCCUCCAUUACAUAAACUGUGGACUGAGUUAUCCCUGGGGACUGUGUAAAGAUACAAAUGACAAUCUGUUUGCCGCUCAGUGGGGAAACAGACAAAUGGAAAUUCCUUUACCAGCUUUGGACUACCUGGAAGGUCCUGAAUAUAUGACGUCAUGUGACCUUUGCAAAACUGCCAUGGUACAGCUGUACUGUGAUAUCUGUCUCUGUAAAUUGUGUAUUGAGGAAGAUGUUGCAUCAGAACUGACCAAGCCACACACAGUUGUAGGG
Saccostrea cuccullata (small rock oyster) is the source of this 1515-nucleotide messenger RNA. RefSeq lists its product as uncharacterized. Lineage: Eukaryota; Metazoa; Mollusca; Bivalvia; Ostreida; Ostreidae. The annotation marks the transcript as partial. The record is from RefSeq and is a predicted model, not a curated record. The transcript has 5 exons.